CGCCCCGGCGCCACUUCCGGGCCCGCCCCUUCAAUGAGGAAGCGGUGAAUGAGCCACUACUUUUGCCGGGUGAUUGGUUCCUGGCCUCUCCGCUCGACUGCUGCGCGGCUCGCAAUCUUUCCGUGCAUGGACCGCACGUGUGAAGAGAGGCUCGCGGGGGAUAGGAGCGACGAGGGCGACCCCGACUCCACCGAAGUCGCGGCCCGGAUCCGUGACACCCCGGAAGACAUCGUUUUGGAAGCUCCGGCCAGUGGGCUGGCGUUCCAUCCGGCCCGCGACCUAUUGGCGGCGGGGGACGUGGACGGGGACGUGUUCGUCUUUUCCUAUUCCUGCCAAGAGGGGGAAACCAAGGAGCUCUGGUCCUCAGGUCACCACCUCAAAUCCUGCCGUGCUGUGGUCUUCUCUGAAGAUGGGCAGAAACUUAUUACUGUGUCCAAGGACAAAGCCAUUCAUGUUCUAGAUGUGGAGCAAGGCCGACUAGAAAGACGCAUUUCCAAGGCUCAUGGUGCCCCCAUCAACAGUCUGUUGCUGGUGGAUGAGAAUGUUCUGGCCACUGGGGAUGACACAGGUGGCAUCCGGCUCUGGGACCAGCGGAAGGAAGGCCCCUUAAUGGAUAUGCGGCAGCAUGAGGAGUACAUUGCUGACAUGGCUCUGGACUCAGUCAAGAAGCUGCUGCUGACAGCCAGUGGGGAUGGCUGUCUUGGUGUCUUCAAUAUUAAGCGACGCCGGUUUGAGCUGCUUUCAGAACCUCAGUCUGGAGACCUGACCUCUGUCACGAUCAUGAAAUGUGGGAAGAAGGUGGUUUGUGGCUCCAGUGAGGGUACCAUCUACCUCUUCAACUGGAAUGGCUUUGGGGCCACAAGUGACCGCUUCGCACUGAGAGCCGAGUCCAUCGACUGCAUGGUUCCAGUCACUGACAGUCUGCUAUGCACUGGCUCCACUGAUGGAGUCAUCAGGGCUGUGAAUAUCCUGCCGAACCGAGUGGUGGGCAGCGUGGGACAGCAUGCUGGAGAGCCUGUGGAGGAGCUGGCCCUCUCCCACUGUGGCCGCUUCCUGGCUAGCAGUGGCCAUGACCAACGCCUCAAGUUUUGGGACAUGGCCCAGCUGCGGUCUGUGGUGGUAGAUGACUACCGUCGGCGCAAAAAAAAAGGAAGACCGCUGCGGGCGCUGAGCAGCAAGGCCUGGAGCACUGAUGACUUCUUUGCAGGACUGAGGGAGGAGGGAGAAGAGAGGGAGGAAGAGGAGAGUGAAGAUGACAGUGACUGAGGGAAUGAGCUAAAUCUCAAGGCAGGUCCUCUGGGCAAGAGUUAUGCUUCCUGGGCUGGAUUCCCGGAGAGGCUACGAAUUUAUCGUACCCUAUUGUGCAGUGCAAGGAGAUUGGGAGACAGAGGCUCAGGACUCAGGGCACCAAUGUGGGGAAGUAGAGCUGCUCACUCUCCUCGUGGAAGCCCCCAGCUGGGGCAAGACAGCACGGACACAGGUAUACACUAACCAGGGGUUUAAUAUAAAUACAACCAGCAUAGAAAAAAUGAACAAUACACAUAUACCAAAACCAGAAUGCCAAGUGGUGGGGACAAAAGGCAGAUUUCUGACCCUUUGGCUCAGCCGGCCCCCAAAUAAAAACCAACAAAAACAAA
Pteropus alecto (black flying fox) is the source of this 1637-nucleotide messenger RNA. RefSeq names its product WD repeat domain 55 (gene WDR55). The transcript has 7 exons. NCBI's taxonomy places the organism in Eukaryota, Metazoa, Chordata, Mammalia, Chiroptera, Pteropodidae. Gene Ontology annotation, molecular function: protein binding. The coding region runs from base 49 to 1266 and encodes 405 amino acids. The record is from RefSeq and is a predicted model, not a curated record.